Messenger RNA from Haplochromis burtoni (Burton's mouthbrooder), 5177 nucleotides. RefSeq lists its product as uncharacterized. Gene Ontology annotation, biological process: regulation of transcription by RNA polymerase II. Gene Ontology annotation, molecular function: DNA-binding transcription factor activity, RNA polymerase II-specific; RNA polymerase II transcription regulatory region sequence-specific DNA binding. The transcript has 3 exons. Gene Ontology annotation, cellular component: nucleus. The record is from RefSeq and is a predicted model, not a curated record. NCBI's taxonomy places the organism in Eukaryota, Metazoa, Chordata, Actinopteri, Cichliformes, Cichlidae. The coding region runs from base 751 to 3516 and encodes 921 amino acids.
AGUCCCUAUGCAGCGAGAGUAUGGGUGGAGUAUAGUUUAAAAUCCAGUUUUUAAAUGUAUCGAAAGCGUGUCCGGUGCGUGUUACGCCGGCUCUGACAGCACGGCUGGAAUAAAUGACAGCUCACCGGGAAAGUUUGUCCUAAAGCUGCGCUCGCGGUAUCUCGGACCCUCGGCUCUAAAAUGGCUGGCUGUGGGUUCGAGGAAGCUCCGGUGCAAGGGGAAGGAUCCGCUCCACGCCACGACUGUGUGUAAAUAUACAUGGGGGGGUUUUCUACUCCGACGCGCGCGUUUGCGACAGCGUUGUCCCAGGUCCGAGAGCCGUCAGGGCGCACACGCGGAAUAAUAAUAACGUUGGCAUUUCGGACCUAGGACUGUGCGUAAUGGCGUCCUCCGCGGAUAGUUCUUCUCGGUUUAUAAGCAGAAAGGGGGUAGAACAGGCUGGUUCUUGCGAGCUUAACCGGGUAUGAAUAAUGUUCUGAUGCGAAUUUUAUAAUGGAAGGUUUCAUCAUGUAUGAUGAAUGUGGACGGAAGAAGUGUAAGCCAGGAAAUGAAAUUUCCCUCGCAUCAUUCGGACCCUUCUGUACUCCGGUGCGUUUUUUUUCAUUAUCGGUGAUCCGUCGUUAGGAAUUGUGAGCUAAGAUUUGGGAUCAUGUAAAGUGACAGCACGUUUGCUGUUGAAGAAGAGGGUCAUAGGAGUCGUUCAUCGUUUCGGCCCGAGGAUUUAGGAAAUAUAACUAGGUAUGCCCCAAAAUGGAUUCUCAGUUGGCUUCAGUCCUGACCAGUGGCAGCCUGGAUGUCCAAAAUGGCAGCCAGUGUGGAGAGGGAUCAGGGCCAGUGACAGAGACUUUAUUGGACCCAAAGGACGAAACUGCAUGCAGUACUGUACCAGGUAACCUCCAGCCAUGCCCUGUCACGGCAGCAGUGACCAUCAGGCAAGAUGCUCUAUCAAUCAAUGGGAAAAAGCCAGAGGUGGGCGGGACUUAUGAGCCAGCCUCUCAGGAAACAACUAAGAUUGGUGGGCUCAGACAGCCAAUUACAGUAAAGUCUGGAGUGCCUGUUUUGCACAGCCAGCCAAUAAGAAUCAAAAUUGUUGUCCCUCCACGGUGCAAGAGGCCAAUCACAAACUCUGCUAUCAGCCUGACCAAAGACUUUGCUCUCUCAGAAUUUCAGGGACCCGUGUUGGUCUCUGCUGAAUCACAGAAGAAACGUGAAAUCUGUGUGCCAGCUGUUAAAAAUGAAGGAGAAAUCAUGGAAGUUACUUACCAGAAGACUGAAGAAGAAGCCGAAGCAUUUCCUGAGACAGAAGCAGAGAAACGGGAUAAAUUGUGCAAAGACAGAGACGUUUUGGAUGUUAAAAUUGUCCACAUUGAUGGGUCGGAAACUCCUUUUACUGCUAAUACAGUUACGUUUUUAAGUCAGCCGAGGAUUAAAGAGGAAACUACAGAGAAGGAAAUUCAGAAAAAUGUUCCUUUAAUUUUGCGAGAAAUGGACUUGAAGUGUUGCAAAACAUUCAAUGAGGUUGAAAUGGAGGAGCAGACAGAACCUCUGGACCUGAGUUUGCCCAAGAAAAGGGAGAGCCGAGAGAGGCGAUAUGGGCGUUUCUUGGAUGACUCGGGCUGCGAGAGCUCUCUGAUCAUGGAGGUGGAUGAAUAUGAGGGAGAAGGAGACAGAGACAUAGUAGAAGAGGACGAUGAGGGAGGCGGCACAGAUACUCUUGAAGAUGCUUUUCUGUCUCCCUCUUUCUUUUCUACCUCUGUUUUGACCUCUCUCUCUUCGAUAGACUGUGACACUGAAAAUCUUCUUCUCAUCGAUGACCAGGGAAUUCCGUAUACGCUCAAUCCAGAUGGACUCAAAGUGCCACAAGUCAAUGCUUCCAGGGUGGAGGAUUCUCAGUCUGAUCAUGCUAAUUCAGAAGAAGCAGAAGGAAAGGAGUCGUCGCUUUUGGCACCGUUAGCAGGUCCCAGCCAAAGUACAGAUAAUGCACUAAAUGCACCUUCUGGUGAUUUUUACCCCUCGCCACCCCCUAUCAGUGAUUCUUCAUCACUAGGUGAUGAUCAGGAUAAAGCUCCAGAAGUCUUCACAAGUUUGAUUACAAACUCGAACCCUUCAGUGGCUGCAGAGCCGAGCGUUAAAGCUGUUCAGGAUGCCAGCUCUGUUUUGUCCCCUUCCUCUGGGAUAUCAGUCCCCACCCAACCCAUUCAACUUGUCGCAAAUCCUGCAGGCAAUGCUCCUGUUCUCCUCCUGUCCUCCUCUUCUCACCUCUCCUCGGCUUCACUCGGUCUCUCUCUUCCCCUUUCAGUUACUCAGACUUCACAUGGUGCUUCCACUCCCAUGUUUCUUCUCCUUUCCUCUGUACCUUCUUCCUCUGGUGAGUCCACCGCUACCUCCACCCCUAUUGCUGUCCUCGACUCCUCGACCGGCCAGCUGUCCCAGAUUACGGCCGCAGCUCCGGUCUCCCUUCCUCUGUCCUCUGGUCAGGUUAGCACAUUGGGAUCGCCUCUUCCUACACUGUCUCACCCUGUCAUCAGACUCAGCCCCAAUAACCCCCCUGUCAUCCUGUCUGGCAUGAAUAACAUAAAUUCUGGCUCCGUUCUCACGUCUCUCACCGUCCCUUCAUCCACUAUUGCCCUGCAGGAUGACCACAGCUCAGUUCCUCUUAUUCAAACUCAGAUCACUUACUCUGAAUCAAACCCUGGAAAUGAAGCCAUAUCUGCUCAAGAGGUCUCCAAUGAAAACAACAAGCCAUCAAAUUUUACAGCAUCGUCUCCGAGACCGCCGUCUGCUAGUUUGACCUAUGACUCUUUAUCUCAGCCUGCCUCAGAAUUAGACGCCCAAUCACCUGACUCCAAAUCAGACCUUCACUCUGAACAUUUACCUCUGGAUGACCAUCUUUAUUUCUCUAACAUGGCUGCUCCUGCCUCCCCUUCUAUCGGACCUAUCCUACCCCCUGGUAAACUUGACCCGCUAGAUCCACUCUCUCCAGAGCCGUCACCCAACACCGCGGGCUCCCGAAGGGUGCUGUACUGCCAGCUGUGCCCAAGGGUCUUCUUUUACCUCUCCGACCUUGAGCGCCAUGCCAUCACCCAUUCGCAGAAGAAGCCUCAUGUUUGCCAGCAAUGCGGCAAAGCCUUCAAACGCUCCAGCCAUCUGCAGAGACACAAGCACAUCCACACAGGCCAGAGGAACUUUGUGUGCCCCAUCUGUGCCAAGCGCUUCAGGGAGGCAGGUGAGCUCCAGCGCCAUCAAAGGGUGCACACCGGAGAGAAGCCCUACCAAUGCCAGCUUUGCCACACGCGCUUUGCCGAGCGCAACACCCUCCGGCGGCACACCAAACGCAAGCACCCCUACCACCAAGUAGCCAUGGAAAUGCUUAACGAGAGAAGAGACAGAGGAGGCAGCCGAGGAGACGGAGGAGGCGGUGGUGUGUCAGGAGUCCAGGAGGAAGAGGAGAGUGCUGAAUGGUACAGCUCCACUGUGUCUAAUUUGGAUAACUCAGAGUCUGAGGUGGAAACGUAACACUUUAAAGUAAAGGGAGUUAGGGGAGAAGUGCUGUUGAUGAUAUCUAACUACAGUUAGACUCUGAUCUUUUCUUUUUAUUGACUAAGAAUCAAAGAAGGGAGCACUUUCAUAUUUAUUGUUUAUUGUUAAUGUUAAUUUAUUUAUAUGAAUGUAUAUUAUUCCCAUUCCAUUUUAAGGGCCAAAACACAGCCUUCAAAGUCAGAUGUGACUUUGAAUUAAGGGAAAACUCAUUCUUGAAGUCAUGUUUUCUUUGUGUGUGUGUGUGUGUGUGUGUGUGUGUGUGUGUGUGUGUGUGUGUGGGAAUUCAUAACAUUAAUUAAAACGCUAACAAGUCCUCAUGAAGUUGCGUUCCCAUGCAAUCCACGAUGAAACCCUAAAGUGCUCGAAAAAGAAAGAUAGCUUAUGAACUAAACAAUCCUCUGCUCUAGUCGUGUAUAUAAAGAGUACUACUUGUAAGAGCUGCACUUCUGCACUAUCUCAUAUGAAAGAUAUAAUCUUUCCUACCGUCAGACACACUGUGAGGAAUUUGCACUCGUUUUCUUUGAACUCAAAAGUUAUUUUUUUUACAUUGUGUAUGAAAACGCUUACUUUUAAUUUCGUUGCCGCUGUUGAUCUUCUGUAUUUAAUCCACAUCCUGUAAGAGUUUGACCAAAUGUUUUUUGAGUUAUUCUAAUAUAAACUCUAUAUUCAAUUUUGUUUUUGUUUAAAUUUUGAAUAUUGUUAAUUUAUUGGUAUUAAAUUUUCACAAAGCUAACUCUCUGUUUCUGCUCUUUCUUUUCCUCCACUUUAAAUAGUAUAAACAGACUGUAUUUACAUAUCGCUCCCACUGUUUUGAGGUUCUGUAUAGAGUGUGUUUCUGUGUAAGGACACUGUGACCUGCAGGCUGGAGGAGCUGGAGAUCAAACCACUGACCUUCCAGUUAAUGAACACAUAGUUCUGCUUGCUGAGCUCCAGCUGCCCCGUUUUUCAAAAACAAAAAAAAGCAACAAAAAAAAAAAAUCCUUUUUAUGUGUGAAGCUACAACACAAAAGCAAAAUACACCCAUUAAAUUAUAAUCUGCUAACACAAUUUUAAUAUAUAAACUAUUACAAUUGAGCGUUACAUGCAGACUUUUGCCAAAAACGAAACAAAAAAACUCUACAUUGUAUUAAUUUCUCUAAUAUUUUACUAAUUAUAAUACAUUAUAGCAGAAAGACAUAACCCCAUCCUCUCUCUGUGCUUGUUGCGAUUUAGAUACAAGUUUCAAGCGUCACAGUUUUCAUCACAGUGAUAAUAAAACUGUCGCUUCCAGUUAAAGUCUGGUUGAAGUCGGGUGAUAAAUGCAAUCCAUUUUGAUCACAGUUCCAUGAACUUAUCCUGCUGCGCUUUUAGGGAAAAGGAGAAUAUUCCCAUUAAGUUUGAACUAAUCCUCAGUUCGUGUCUGAUCACUUUUUUGUCAGAGAAGAACGGCUUUUACCCUCCUACAGGUAGUACUCUCAUUCAGUAUUUGCCUUCUUUAGUUUGGAUCUUUGUGCCGAGGCGCUUAAAUUCACUGUCAGAGCAUCAAAUGGAUUUCACUCUAAAAUAGCCUGAGUUUUGAACACUCCCAGAAUAAAUGGCAAUGAUUACCCACUGAUGAGCCACAUAUCCUCCAACAAUUCCUUCCUACACCUUGGUGC